Grus americana (Whooping crane) is the source of this 841-nucleotide messenger RNA. It is a transcript of the gene CYSTM1, whose product is annotated as cysteine rich transmembrane module containing 1. The transcript is spliced from 3 exons. The record is from RefSeq and is a predicted model, not a curated record. NCBI's taxonomy places the organism in Eukaryota, Metazoa, Chordata, Aves, Gruiformes, Gruidae. Gene Ontology annotation, cellular component: extracellular exosome. The coding region runs from base 162 to 497 and encodes 111 amino acids.
AGGCCACGCCCCCGAGGAGGGGACUUGUGACGUGCCCGCCCCCUCCUCGAGGUCGGGGCUCUGUCCUCGUUGCCUGACGUCACCGCCCGCCGCGGAGUGCGCAGCAGGUGCCGCCGGCGGCGCGAGACGGGAGGCGCCUGAGGACAGAUUCUGCAUCCCACAUGAACUACGAAAAUCCUCCACCUUACCCUGGCCCGGGCCCGACUGCCCCAUACCCACCCUAUGCACAGCAACCGGGUGGUCCUCCUGGCCCAUACCCAGGCUAUCCUCCUGGACCUACUGGGCCAUACCAGCCAGGCCAGCCAGGUUAUCAAGGCUAUCCCCAGUAUGGAUGGCAAAAUGCACCUCCGCCUCCAGGACCAGUGUAUGCAGAUGGGCCUAAAAAUACAGUGUACGUCGUGGAGGAGCGGCGGAGGGAUGACACGGGUGAGAGCGCCUGCCUGACGGCCUGCUGGACCGCGCUCUGCUGCUGCUGCCUUUGGGACAUGCUGACCUGACUCUGCUGCAGCCACCUCCCGUACCUCUCACUGAGUGCUAUGCAGGCUCCCCACUCCUGUCCUGACUUCUUUCUGUUACUGUAAUCAACGCUCUGCUUUGCACAGCCAAGAGUUCCUGUCUGUCAGUCCUAGCGCCUUGUUGGGGUGGGGGGUGCACUCCUUUAUUUUAGUAAAGGAAAAAUCCCUUUUUAACAUUUCUAAGACUUUUGUUGUAACUUUGAAGAAUGUGCUAAUGGUAUAUUUCAGCCAAAGGCAUUCUGAUGAAAUGUAUAUUUAUCAGUUGAAAUUUUCCUAGUCCUAGAAAUGAAGAUGUAUGCAAUAAUUAAAGCCAACAGUUGAUUUUC